GAUCGGUUUAUUCCACCUCUUUCCAAGGGCUAUAAUAGCAUUUCUUUGUGCCAUUUUCUUCAGAUUAUAUGGAUAUACUGCACCAGCACCACCAGGCCUCAACCAUGUCUUCUUCAACUUCAUCACAUGCACUUGAAGUCCUUGGAUGCAGUUUUGUCAUUGUGGAAAAAGGGCACCAGUGAAAACAUCAUGGACUGGUGAAAACAUAGGGAGGAGGUUUUGGGCGUGUGAAAAAUAUGGGGUUGAUGAUACUUGUGGAUACUUUGUUUGGCUUGACCCUCCUACAUGUGCACGUGGUAGAGAAUUGCUGCCUUUGCUUAGAGAGAAGAUAGAUAGUUUAGGGAAGGAGGUGGCAGCACCCCAUGCAAAGGAGAAAAAUUAUCGUAUUAAUACGAAAGACGGGAUGAUACUGUGUUUUUGUACUUUUGCUGCUAUUGGGUUGGUGUUUAUGAUCGCAUUACUAAUGAUAGGAUGAUAUUUAUGUACUCUUAACAACUAGAUUUACUUUCUUUUUCUUUUCUUUUCUUUUUUAAAUAAGUCUAGUGAAAUAAAAAUAUGUCACUCUUUCACAACUAGACAAUGUCCCGUGCCAUGGGCAAAUACAUUAUAAUUUCAUUUGAAAAUUAUUUUUAUGUGUU
This is a messenger RNA of Quercus robur (English oak), 638 nucleotides long. RefSeq lists its product as uncharacterized. Lineage: Eukaryota; Viridiplantae; Streptophyta; Magnoliopsida; Fagales; Fagaceae. The record is from RefSeq and is a predicted model, not a curated record. Gene Ontology annotation, molecular function: zinc ion binding. The coding region runs from base 146 to 475 and encodes 109 amino acids. The transcript has 2 exons.